AUGAAGAGGGUAGACUGUGGAAACUCUAUCAAGUCCUCAUCUUUCUCCAUUGACAACUUCGAAGAUCCUUCUGAAUUAUCUCUGAGAAUUAGCCGGCGCAGGACGGAGGACACUAUGCCGGAUCAUAUGAGUUUGAAACCAGGAGUUAGACCUUAUGUCCGGUCAAAGGUGCCAAGACUUCGAUGGACUCGUGAUCUUCACCAAUGUUUUGUGCAUGCAGUUGAGAGGCUUGGUGGGGAAGACAGAGCAACUCCAAAAAUGGUUUUACAGUUGAUGGAUGUGAAGGGAAUAACCAUAUCUCACGUAAAGAGUCACCUUCAGAUUAGAAAAUUUGAAGGUAUUCUUGAGAACUGUUUGGGUUUUGUUGCAGAAGCAGAACUUGCAGCAAACAAUAAUUUUGAAAUGCAAGGCAUUCCGCAAUCAAAUUACUUCCUGAGCUCCAACUCUGUUUACCACCAGCAAAGUUAUCACCUCAAUGAUGGGAAAUUGAUUAACACCAAUCUGUUCCUUCAUGAAAACAGUGGGACUCCUUACAUUGAUCAAGAGCUUGCAAUUGCCUCCAUGAAUACUAGCAGCCCACCAACAUGGAAAGAAAUGCCGGAGACAAGACAUGAACCUUGCAUCGUCUUCAAGGACAUCCUCAAUCGCUGCACUACUCAAGAAAUGAAUGAGAAAGAAAACAUGUUAGUCGAUGCAACGACUUACGUGAAUGAAUAUCAAAAUUUGGAGAAAUUAGCAGAGAUUGCAGUAGGAGAAAUUGGUGGCGCAAUGUCUGCAGGAGGGUCAUCUGGAUUCAGAACUUAUGAAGCAUGUGUGACCACAGAUGUGAACGAUGAUGAUGUCUCUCUUGAACUCACUCUUGGUUAA
Molecule: messenger RNA, 867 nt
Organism: Cornus florida
Lineage: Eukaryota; Viridiplantae; Streptophyta; Magnoliopsida; Cornales; Cornaceae
Exons: 5
Coding region: 1-867 (288 amino acids)
Molecular function (GO): DNA binding; DNA-binding transcription factor activity
Source: RefSeq, a predicted model, not a curated record